CAGACCUCCAUGCGAUACGGACCUCCAUUAACUAUGUCGAAAGUAAUGAAAAUCAUGGUAGCCAUGUGCGACGGCAACCGAGGUAUUGGAAAUAAUGGUAGAUUACCUUGGCCACGCCUGAAAGAAGAUUAUGACUACUAUCUGAACACAGUGAUACACAGACAUAACCCAGAGAAGAAGAAUGUUCACAUUCAGGGCCGAAGGACAUGGAGGGCUGUGGAUUCGACCAGGACGUCGGACCCCAAUCAAAUUCAGAUCGUAAUCAGUAGAACCUUACAUGGCAGCAAGGAUCCAUUAAAACCCAUUGUUGUUCCUACUUUUGAGGAAGCUGUCCUGGUCGCAACAUCACCGGAAAUACAGAGUCAGAUCGAGUCAAUAUGGAUCAUCGGUGGUGAACGUGUGUACGAGGCGGCGAUUGCCCACCCGCUGUGCAAGCGUAUCUACCUAACCAGGAUCUACAAGGACUUUGUCUCCGAUGUCUUCUUCCCCCCUUUUGAAGAGAGAUUCGCCGAGAGCAGUGACCCUGAUGUGGACGGAAAGAUGAGAGAGGAUAACGGAAUUGCUUUCCGGUUUGAAGUUUACGACCGGAAGUGCUGAAAGACAGCAGCGCCAUACAGCGUCGAGUUUGGAUAACAGAAACUGAUUAUGACGUGGCAGAUUCUGAUUGACUGGAGAUGGGAAAACCGUUCUUAAAAAUCAAUAAAUUUGUUUUUCGGCACAAUUUACAAUAUUUUAAACAGGGUAGGGGUGAUGUGGUUGCAAAUUAAUUAUUUUUCUCUCCCCA
Haliotis rufescens (red abalone) is the source of this 784-nucleotide messenger RNA. Its product is annotated as dihydrofolate reductase-like. Bases 10 to 597 code for a protein of 195 amino acids. Gene Ontology annotation, molecular function: NADP binding; dihydrofolate reductase activity. Gene Ontology annotation, biological process: glycine biosynthetic process; folic acid metabolic process; tetrahydrofolate biosynthetic process. The transcript is spliced from 6 exons. NCBI's taxonomy places the organism in Eukaryota, Metazoa, Mollusca, Gastropoda, Lepetellida, Haliotidae. The record is from RefSeq and is a predicted model, not a curated record. Gene Ontology annotation, cellular component: mitochondrion.